AUGUCUACCCCCAAGCCGCAAACAACAUACUUUUCGAACGGCCAAGCGCUCGAACGACCCCCGCUCACCGUCCGCGUCUCCCGUUUCUUCAACGAUGCCUACAGUUUGCUUGGCUUGUAUACCGUGAGCCUCUUCUCGCUCGACCCAUACGGCGCUGCCCAAAACUCCCAGUUCAACAUUCAUCGAUCAAGCACUGUUUCCGGUCGACGUGGUCGCGGCCCCAGCUCUUACUUCGGUGGGGGAGGAGGUGGUGGUGGUGGCGGGGGUGACUCUGGCCCUGGUUACGAUUAUGGUUCAGGCUGUGGUGGUGGUAGUCGGCGCAUUGGACGGGUGGACGAUGUACGAGGACCAGAGUGUGGCAGUUGUCGUUAG
Penicillium manginii is the source of this 372-nucleotide messenger RNA. RefSeq lists its product as uncharacterized. The transcript has 3 exons. The coding region runs from base 1 to 372 and encodes 123 amino acids. Lineage: Eukaryota; Fungi; Ascomycota; Eurotiomycetes; Eurotiales; Aspergillaceae. The record is from RefSeq and is a predicted model, not a curated record.